AUGGCCUCAGCUCUUACUUGGUUCUUUUGGCUUUUGUCUGAAAAUCCUCAAGUGACGACAAUAAUUCGUGAAGAAAUCAACAAGAAUCUACCAAGAACCGGAUACGACCAAGAGAACUUGGACAAGCUCGUGUACUUACAUGCAACUUUGUAUGAAACAAUGAGGCUAUAUCCACCAGCUCCAUUCCAACGAAAGACUUCUAUAAAGCCAGACAUGCUUCCAAGUGGGCAUAAAGUGGAUGCAAACUCUACAGUCAUCUUCUUUCUUUACGCAAUGGGGAGGAUGAGAGCUAUAUGGGGGGGAAGACGCAUGGGAGUUUAUUCAGAGACGGGAGAGCUGAGACAUGAGCCGUCCUACAAGUUCUUUUCGUUUAAUGCCGGCCCAAGAACUUGUCUCGGUAAGCAUACGGCUAUGAUUCAUUUGAUGAUAAUAGUGGUGGAGAUAUUACAAAACUAUGACAUUGAGGUGGUUAAAGGACACAAGAUCGAGCCACUUCCUGGUUUUAUUCUUCAUAUGAAGCAUGGUCUUAAAGUCACAUUUAAGAAAAGAUGA
Molecule: messenger RNA, 552 nt
Organism: Brassica napus (rape)
Lineage: Eukaryota; Viridiplantae; Streptophyta; Magnoliopsida; Brassicales; Brassicaceae
Product: alkane hydroxylase MAH1-like
Exons: 1
Coding region: 1-552 (183 amino acids)
Molecular function (GO): monooxygenase activity; iron ion binding; heme binding
Source: RefSeq, a predicted model, not a curated record